Messenger RNA from Seminavis robusta, 3207 nucleotides. The record is from the annotation of a GenBank genome assembly. Lineage: Eukaryota; Bacillariophyta; Bacillariophyceae; Naviculales; Naviculaceae.
UCAAAUGGGUGACGUGGCGAUUUCCCACAAUUGCCUCCAACAACAGCUCACAAUUUGGCAACGACAGCACUCUUCAAUUGUUCUGCGUCGGUACCUUUUUUGUCUAUAGUCAUCAGCUCCCUCUUGCAAAUAAUCUAUGCUGGCAACCCAAAAGGAUUGAAUGAAUCAGCAGUCAGAGCUUGCUUUUGCUUCGAUUUGAUUUGGUUGCCAUAACACAAGCUCUCGUAGCUUCGGACCUGUUUUCUAGAUCACACUGAAAGCACAAAAUUGAAACGACAAAGAGUGAAAGAAAAGGAAUAAAGAACACAAGCAGCAGAACAACUAAUUAUGAAAUACUCGUCCGUAGCACUCGCAGCAGCAUUGGUGCUGGCGUGGUCUGCCGACAAUGCUGCCGCAUUCACCACGACUUCCAACACUGUCCCGGUUACAGCAUCUCACCACCAACAAAUGUCGACACUGCUGUUUGCUUCCACCAUGGACGAAAGCAAGACGGAACAAAAGAACAACGAGCCAAUCAAUGGAAGCACCGACGACAGCCCAUCCUUUGCCGAUCGUUUCACCAAUUCGGGGGUAGCUUCGGCAGCCGCCAUGGCCACGGCUGCCGUUAAUGCUGCUGUAUCCAUGAAAACACUGGAAGCACCCGAUGUGGAUAAGAGCUACAUUUCACUCGAUAGCAAUGCCGCUGCAGAACUCGACGACGAAGGGUUGCCGCGGGUCUACGACAAGGAUCUCAUUGAAAAAUACUGGGAUAAGGAACGGGGAGCACUGAAUCGACGAUGGGGAGAAUUCGUCGGCAAGGCGGUACCCUUUCUCACCAAAUUGACCACCUUGUUCAUUCGGGAUGGAAAAAUACAGGACAAGGAAAUUCCGGCACUCAGCAAACAGGCACGCGUUGAUUUGCAAGAUCUGGGAGCUACCUUUAUCAAGGCGGGACAAAUGAUGUCGGUACGACCCGAUGUAUUGCCGCAGCCGACGUUGGAUGAAUUGGCCAAGCUACAAGAUUCCGUGGUGCCAUUUGAUACUACGAUUGCCGUAGAACAGAUUGAACGAGAACUGGGAGGACCAUUGGGACAGUUCUUUACGUCCAUAUCAGAGGAACCCGUGGCGGCUGCCAGUCUGGCACAGGUUUAUCUGGCAACUUUGAAUGACGGAAAGGAUACCAAAGUGGCCGUCAAGGUACAAAGACCCGAGGUCUUGGGAACUGUAUCCAAAGACUUGUACGUGCUGCGAAGAGCUGCCGAAGUCUUUCAAGGACUCGUAGAACGAUUUGCACCACAACAACGAACCAACUAUGUGGCCCUCUUGAACGAGUGGAGUAUUGGAUUUUACACCGAACUGGAUUUCAACAACGAAGCACAAAAUCAACAACGAUUGAGACAGAUUCUUAUUGACAACAAUAUUCAAGGAGUCGUCGUGCCCAAUGUAUUCGAGGAACUCUGUACACGACGAAUCUUGGUCAGUGAAUGGAUGGAGGGAAAGAAACUUAGUGAGUGCAGUAAGGAACAAAUUGCAGAAGUCACUCCCUAUGCACAAGAGGCAUUCCUGGUGCAGUUGUUUUCAGAGGGGUUCUUCCAUGCGGAUCCCCACCCUGGAAAUAUCUUGUACCUGAAUGAACCAACGGAAGAGGGCCACAAGGUUGCUCUCAUUGAUUGCGGGCUCAUGGCCAGCAUUGGCCCCGCUGAUCGCGACAACAUGAUUUCAGCCGUAAUUCAUUUGGCCAACAAGGACUAUGCCAACUUGGUAGAUGAUUUCAUCAAAUUAAAGAUCCUACCCGAGGAUACCAACCGAGCAUCGGUUAUUCCCCUCAUGGACAAGGCCCUGAGUCCGUAUGUCAAAGGAGGAGGAGCCAAAAAGUACGAAGAGGAGUUACGAAAGCUGUACGGGAUGGAAGAUGUCAGCAAUAUGCAAAGUCAGGUGGGAGGAUUCCAAGCCAUGACACAGGACGCUUUGACAGUCCUCAACGAUAUUCCGUUUUCCAUUCCACCCUACUUUGCCAUUCUUGGAAGAGCCAUUGUCACACUGGAAGGAGUAGCACUGACUGGAAACCCCAACUAUGGAAUCAUCAUGGAGUCUUUUCCCUUCAUCAGCCGAAAGUUGCUGUCGGAAGAUCGUCCCGAGAUUCAACGAGCAUUGCAAGAAGUCUUGUACACUGGAGAUAACGAUUUGGACGACACUCAGGGCCUCAAGCUCUCCCGAUUGCUAUCGCUUCUGAACAACGCUGCCGGAUCGACCGUGGCCAAGGAAGGUGCCGCCUUUGUGGACCUGGAUGCUGUCCCCGAAGAUGGUCUUUCGUUUGCCAAGGGACUCAAGUUUAUUCUGUCCGACCGGGCCGAGAGUUUGCGCCGUCUUUUGGAACCCGAAGUGGAUACCAUCUUGGACGUUCUGUCUCGACAAUUGUUUCGCAAGGCAGCCAACGAAGCCUUGAUUGCGUUUACUCCUCCACGACCACCGGCACUUCCCUUUUUGGGUGACAUUUUACCACCCACCCCCAAACUGGAUGAUAUCCCACUUCCGUUUUUGCUGCCCAGUGGUAGUGGCGACGAUGGUCUCGGACGGCCCUCGGUGGCGGUCAUGACCUGGUCGGACUUGACGAAUGCCGUGGCUCCGAAACUGGAUCAAGAUGAGGAAGUCUACGCGAUUAGUUUGAGCGACGGUGCCCGUGAAUUCUUUGGAGAGGAUGUGGCCGCCUUUGUCAAGGGCGAAGGCGUGUUGAGCGCCAAGACUGCCGAGCUUGUGCUGACAGCGUUGCGAUCGGGAGCUUUUGGCCGAAGCGACAUUUUGAGUUCCGAUACGGCGCAACAAGUGGUAGACGCGGCCAGUUCGAUUGUUUCGCAAGUACGAGGAUCGAGCUCGCAAACGACCGAGUUUUCCGCCGAGUUGGACGCAGCUCUGUCGGAGCUAAAUGAGGAGGAACGGGCUCAACUGGACUCGAUUGUGGCGGAGCUUGUGCAACGUGGAAUUCGUCGUGUGUUGGGCCGACUGUCCUCUGUGAACCGUGUGCUCUAGAUGCUCUAGCUAGAUGCCCUUGCUUGCUACCGCCACCGGUAGCUAUAGAAGGAAGGGUGACACGGAAUCAUGUACAUAAUCAAAGAAAGGAAAGCAAGCAGAAUGCAAUGCGAGAACACAGCAACUAGAACAUAGGCCAGCAUACACAAUACAUGUACAAAUAAAUAAAGCAAAGAACAGUAACUGGUCUUUCAUAUUAUU